UUUGAUCUAAUUACAGAUCGUCGUAACAAGAAAUAUGGCCAAAAUUUAUAAUUAAAUAAAUUUUUUCGUGUAAUAAACCAACGGCUAUAUCUACUUCAUUACACGAAUGACGAUUAGCGUUUUUGAAUUGUUCGAGAUAGCGAUACAGCAUUCAAAGCUCCCUUGACACUAAUGUGAGUGCGAGACAGAGCGAAAUUCCGCGACUGCGUUAGCUGGACUUCCGCGGUUCCUUGUUGGCGAAAUGGCCUCCUUGAGAUCUUCGUUGGCGGCGAUAGAGGUGAUGAUGAUGAUAAUGGCAGCGGCAAUGGCGGGGAUCUGCUCUGCCGGAGAUCCAUUUGUGUACUUCGACUGGAACGUUGCAUACAUGAAAGCAUCCCCUCUUGGGGUAGAGAAGCAGGUGAUAUCGAUCAACGGCCAGUUUCCGGGUCCCCUCGUCAAUGUGACCACCAAUUGGAAUGUGGAGGUGAAUGUGCUCAAUAGUCUGGACGAACCGCUUCUCAUCACUUGGGAUGGAGUGCAGCAGAGGAAGAAUAGCUGGCAAGAUGGAGUUAUGGGAACGAACUGUCCAAUUCCAGUAGGAUGGAACUGGACUUACCGGUUCCAGGUGAAGGACCAGAUUGGGAGCUUUUUCUAUUUCCCUUCAAUUGGUCUCCAGCGGGCGGCUGGAGGUUUUGGUGGGUUUACUGCUAAUAAUAGACCAAUCAUUUCGGUGCCGUUUGACACACCGCAUGGAGACAUCACUCUUUUUAUUGGAGACUGGUUUAAUAAGAACCACACGGAUUUGAGGAAGGAGCUCGAUCAGGGGAAGUCUCUCGGAGUUCCCGAUGGUGUAUUGAUGAAUGGAAAGGGGCCUUACCGGUACAAUAAUACUAUCGUUCCUGCUGAUAUUGUCCAUGAGACAAUAAACGUUCAACCGGGAAAAACUUAUCGGUUUCGUGUCCACAAUGUUGGAAUGUUUACUUGUUUAAACUUUAGAGUCCAAUCCCACAACCUGCUUCUCACUGAGACAGAGGGAUCAUACACAGUGCAACAAAAUUAUACUAAUCUAGAUAUUUUUGUUGGUCAGUCCUACUCUUUUUUGAUAACUAUGGAUCAAAAUGCAAGCAGUGACUACUAUAUUGUGGCAAGUGCUAGAUUUGUGAAUGGUUCAAAAUGGGAUAGGGUUGUAGGGGUUGCGAUCCUUCACUAUUCAAAUUCCAAAGGCAAAGCAUCUGGCCCACUUCCUGAUCCACCUAAUGAUGUCUAUGACAAAACUUACUCGAUGAACCAAGCAAGAUCCAUCAGGUGGAAUGUGAGUGCUAGUGGUGCCCGUCCCAAUCCUCAAGGAUCUUUUAGAUAUGGUUCCAUCAAUGUGACCCAAUUAUAUGUCUUGAAAAACCAGCCGCCAAUGCUUAUAGAUGGAAAGCGUCGUGCCACAUUGAAUGGAAUUUCAUAUUCUUCUCCAGAGACACCUUUGAGACUUGCUGACCAAUAUGAUAAGAAAGGAGUUUACAAGCUUAAUUUUCCUACUAAGUAUGAUCCAGGAUCACCAAAAAUUGCAACUUCUAUAAUUAAUGGCACAUACAGAGGCUUUAUGGAAAUUGUAUUUCAGAAUAAUGACACUAGAGUUCAGAGUUAUCACUUGGAUGGAUAUUCAUUCUUUGUUGUUGGGAUGGAUUAUGGGGAUUGGACUGAUAAUAGUCGGGGCACAUACAAUAAAUGGGAUGGUGUAGCACGUAGCACAAUACAAGUUUACCCUGGAGCUUGGACAGCUGUCAUGGUUUCAUUGGAUAAUGUUGGAAUCUGGAAUUUGCGCUCAGAAGAUCUUGAUUCAUGGUAUCUUGGGCAGGAGACAUACAUCAGUGUUGUAAACCCUGAAAGCACUAACAAAACUGAGCAGCCAGUUCCAGACAAUGCUCUAUACUGCGGACUCCUCAAGGACAUGCAAAAACAGCAGUCACCUCAUGGUCAGGGCUUAAAUUCAUCAUCUACACUGGCAAGUCGAAGCGGAAUGAUUCUUGCCUUGAUGUUCGUAGCUGCUUUGCUUAUGUUCCUGUAACAGCAAUAUUCUAACUCCAGAUUAUGUUGGAUCUUAAGACCGUUGAGUCAUUGCCCAGGCCUGUGGAUUUAUGGGAUUUUAACUGUGCAAAUCGAAGUUGUUUUUUUUU
Molecule: messenger RNA, 2147 nt
Organism: Dendrobium catenatum
Lineage: Eukaryota; Viridiplantae; Streptophyta; Magnoliopsida; Asparagales; Orchidaceae
Product: monocopper oxidase-like protein SKU5
Exons: 9
Coding region: 242-2038 (598 amino acids)
Molecular function (GO): oxidoreductase activity; copper ion binding
Source: RefSeq, a predicted model, not a curated record